Molecule: messenger RNA, 489 nt
Organism: Trametes versicolor FP-101664 SS1
Lineage: Eukaryota; Fungi; Basidiomycota; Agaricomycetes; Polyporales; Polyporaceae
Exons: 1
Coding region: 1-489 (162 amino acids)
Source: RefSeq, a predicted model, not a curated record
AUGGUCAACCAGCAGCAACCCCUUGUCAACCUCAACGCGACCCCCGCCCAUCCUCAGCAGGCUGCCGCGGCGCCGCCUCACGCCCCAGGCCGGGAGAAUAUCCAACCGAUCCCCACUACCCACGCCCCGCCCCCUCGGCCGACCCUCUCUCCGACCACACUGGGAACUCAUAACGGCCAGCUCAGUCGACACGCCCACUACCAGGUCAGCGAACAGACGUUCGCAGAGCUAGCAGAACCGUUCCCGCCCUGCCACCCCUCCUCACCCUUCGUUGGUCCCCCGGCCGACCCUUGGCAGUCACAGCGGCACAACCCCCUUCUAUCCACACACGCGAUGGCUCAACAGCGACAGUCCGCCUUGAACCUCUUCGCCCCUGCGGCUCACCCGGCCGCCGUCGCUGCCCCCACCCCCGAGGUCGGGAGAAUAGGCCCCCCAACCCACGCCCUUCCACCCCUCCUCCCCCUUCGUUGGUCCCCCGGCCGACCCUAG